UUGAUGGGUGCCCACAGUUGUGUUUGAUAUUACCAGUGUUGAGUAAAAGCUUAUUUAUUUCUUAUUCUGAUGGGCUUGUUCAGUCGCGAAACAAUUAUUUAGUUAUUAUAUUUAGCCAUAUCAGUGCAAUAAAAAGUACUUGCGAAGUACUUGAGAGUGUUCACACCAUAAUCAAGAAAAGUAAUAAUAUUCUGUGCAACAAAUAUGUGCAAGUUACAUGCAUAGCUAUUUUCAGUUGUGUGUGCAAGUGUGAAUGUGAGUGCCUGUGUGUGUGUGUGUGUGAUGUGUUGUGUGCUUGAUUAAUGAAAACACUUGUGUUCGUAGUGGUGUAAAGUGCAGCAAUAGCAAUUAAGUUUAAUUAAAUAAUAAAUUGGAUGUGAAAAGGCUGCCAGAGUGCAUUUAUAUAGAGUCAGUAUAAGUCGUAGCAAGAGUGUAACGAAAUGCCACCACUGAAAAGCUACUCCUUGCACCAUGAAUUCAAUGCAAAUGCAAAUUGUCACAACGGCAAUGACAACACCACCGAUAACGAUAACGAUUACUUCAACCAGCCUGCUGCAGCAUCUGCUACGGCUGCAGCUAACACCCAACGCACAAAUCUACCCUCAUAUUGCAACGCCCAGUACCCAUUUAAGGUGCUGUCCAAUCUAAACCAAUUGCGGGAGCAAUCACGCUUCUGCGACGUCGAAAUUGUUGCAGGCGAGUCCACGUUCAAUGCACAUCGCGCAGUGCUGAGCGCUGCCAGCGCCUACUUCGAGGCCAUGUUCAGGCCCGAAUUGGGCCUGAACGAAGUCAAACAGAAAUCAGUGGUGUUACAUACAAUCGAUGGCGACAUACUACACAUACUCUUGGACUUUAUCUACACAGGGCGCUGUGAAAUUACACAGUCAAAUGUGCAGGAAUUGCUCGCCGCCGCGGAUAUGCUUCAACUGAACGAAGUUGUCGACGGCUGUUGUGAAUUUCUUUGUCGCGAGCUGCAUGCCACCAAUGCGCUGGGUAUAUUGCGGUUUGCGGAAGCGCACAAUUGCGAAUCCCUCGCAAAGAGUGCAAUGAAUUUUGUGCAGGCCAACUUUCCAGCGAUAACGCUAGAGGAUGAGUUUCUGGAAACACCGCAGACUUUGUUAUCGCAGCUGCUUAACUCGGAGUUGUUGCGCGUGGACUCUGAAUCGCAAGUGUUCCAGGCGGCGCUUCGUUGGAUUAAACAUGAUGUUACGCAGCGUCGUUGCUAUGUCUUCGACAUACUGUCGCAUGUCCGCAUGGCCUUAGUGCCCGUGAAGGUAAUAGAUAAGGCUUUGAAGGAUGAUUGUCGCGACAUGUCUGUAAAAAUCGCGUUACGCUCCAUUUGCCGAGAUAUUGCUUCGAAACGCGGCCAAUUGGUACCACUGCGCGUGUGUCCACGGCAGCUGGCAAAGAAAAAUAUCUACAUAAUUGGAGGUUCACAUCGGGACACGCCACGCACUUGGAACUCGGCAGAUUGUACUUUCGAGACGGUGGCCAAGUUCGACAUUUUCCGCCGAGAAUGGACUGAGACGGCACCCAUGGAGGUGGGCCGCAUUCUGCCUGGCGUGUCAGCAUUGAAUGGCAAGAUUUAUGUGGUGGGCGGUGAACGUGGAUCGCAAAUUCUGGCCAACGGCGAGGUAUACGAUCCUCAAAACGAUAUAUGGCAGCCAAUAGCACCGAUGAUAGUGCCCCGCUGUGAAUUCGGAUUGUGCACAAUGGGUGGCAAUUUGUUUGCAGUGGGCGGUUGGAUUGGUGACGACAUUGGAGGCACAAUGGAGUGCUAUGAUCCAGAGAAAGACAUCUGGAAAUUGAUUGGCAGCAUGCCGCAGCCACGGUUCAGCAUGGGCGUCGUUAGUUUCGAAGGCCUGAUCUAUAUAGUGGGAGGCUGCACCACGACCACUAGGCAUCUGCCAGAUUUAAUAAGUUACAAUCCCGUGACAAAGGAAUGGACACAACUGGCACGAAUGCAAACGGCACGCUGUCAAAUGGGCGUUGCUGUGCUCGAUCGCUACUUGUAUGUGGUGGGUGGGAGCAGCAUUAGCCAGGACAUACUUAGCUCAGUGGAGCGCUACAACUUCGAUGAUGAUAAGUGGUCGACGGUGUGCGCUCUGAACGUUCCACGCGCAAUACCCGCCGUGGCCGCUGCCGAUGGUUUACUCUAUGUGGCUGGUGGUGAUCAGCCUUGCGAAGUGAACUUCUAUCGUGCUCAAGUCACAAUCAGCGCUGUUGAAUGUUACGAUCCACUUUCAGAUACUUGGAAGAAUUGCCCUGACUUGCCGGUUAGCCGAUCCGAGGCUGGCGCCGUGGUUGUGUAAAAAGCAUCGCACCAGCAAGUGGUCCGCGCUUGCCUAGAGUCGAAUAGCAGUCUUACGAAUCUUAUUUAAACACUUUCAUUAUGCCCUACGAGUCACACUUAAUGUGUUACCAAUUCUAUUUUCUCUUUGAAAGUUGAACGUAGUGCUCUCCAAACAUAGCUUUGUUGCGUGCGGUUAAUGUUUAUAAACGUGUAAGCGUAGCUCAGCUAUUUUUACACAUCCAGUUUAGUAUUAUUUAGUAGUUAGUCUGAAAAGUAACAGAAGCAGCAGCAGCAGCAACAACAAAGCACAGCCGGCAUCUAAUUGUUCCGUAGUAGUUCACUUGAAUAAAUACAAAACUCAAAUUCACACGGCUAAAGGUGUUUAUCGACGUAUCGUAAUUGCUGAAAAAUUCUUCAACUCAAGCCUAUUUAAUGUUUAUGUUAUCGAAUAAUCAUUAAAAUAUGUGAAAUCGCCAGCAUUAUUGGAGCGUUCUUGAAAAGUGCGUGCCCGAAUAACUUCGUAACUGUAUCAUUAAAAUGUACCAAAAACGAAAAAGCAAAAAACAUUCAAAAGAAAGAAACUGUAUUAAUAAUAGGU
Molecule: messenger RNA, 2891 nt
Organism: Drosophila hydei
Lineage: Eukaryota; Metazoa; Arthropoda; Insecta; Diptera; Drosophilidae
Product: actin-binding protein IPP
Exons: 5
Coding region: 441-2312 (623 amino acids)
Molecular function (GO): protein binding
Source: RefSeq, a predicted model, not a curated record